This is a messenger RNA of Drosophila pseudoobscura, 2543 nucleotides long. RefSeq names its product Dpr-interacting protein epsilon (gene DIP-epsilon). Lineage: Eukaryota; Metazoa; Arthropoda; Insecta; Diptera; Drosophilidae. The transcript is spliced from 10 exons. Bases 854 to 2239 code for a protein of 461 amino acids. Gene Ontology annotation, cellular component: neuron projection. The record is from RefSeq and is a predicted model, not a curated record.
CUCGUUCAUGUUCAAUCGUGUCGCAUCGUGUCUCAGUGCCAAAUAUACCGUUGCGCGCGGAAGUCGUGUUCCGUUCAUGUCCCACAUUCCCCUUCGAAUCGCUGUGCGGUACCGUCAGUAGUUCUUUCGGCGUAUUUACCCGACUUUUGUUGUUGGAGUAAUUACUUGAAAUAAUAUUAUCCCUGAUCCAUUAAUAAUUACAAAAUUGUGGUCUUAAUCAACGAUUGUGCGAGUGUUUAUUUCGAUUGGCCAUGCCACCAAUAUUGUUGUUGCAACGUUGCUCGAGUUGUUGAUUUUUGUGUGUUUGGGGUAAGCGUCGCGUCUUACCGGCUCGCGGCUGUGGCGUCUCUGGGUCUAUCGUCCUACUAAUUAAAUUGUGUUGCAAAUAAAAAAAUGUAGACAGCAGCCACAGUAGCAGGAAACAUGGAAAGGCGUUGUUCUUCUGUCGUCUCGCUGGUCUAUUUAUAAAUUGAUUUGCUGAUUCCUUCUGACAAUUCGCCCCCAGAUGGUAUAUUCCACUGCUGCAGUCAGAGCCCUGCACACAACCGACCGACCCAGAAAUAGUACUGCUGCUGCUGCUGCUGCUCCGGAAAACAAUCCAUGCAAAAAGCUGCGUCGUAUACCAAUUAAAUGGACAGCAUUUUAAAAAAUAACAAAAACAUAAACAGCAUUAAACAAUCAAGUAACAAAAACUGUGCAGCGAUUUCAAUUAAAAAAAAAGAAGUAGUGAAAAAAUAAAUAUGUUACAAAAAAAUAGCUUUGCCGUGGCACUAAUUAAUUAAAACCGAUUUCCUCCAUAAUUGAUAAGGCAAACAAAACGCUGAAACAAAGUAAUCCAUACCGUUUAACCAACAUGUUUAAUCACAUUGCAACAGUUCCAAUGAAUCUCUUAAUGCUCCUCGGUUGUCUAUUGGCCACGACGACGGCUCUGAGCACCGAUACGGGCAGCGAGGGAAACGGCGUCAGCGUCGGCGGUUCUACCCUCAAUAAUGUCAUCAGCGAAGAUCCCGAAUUCACAGAUGUCAUUGAGAAUAUCACUGUACCCGCGGGACGUAAUGUCAAAUUGGCCUGUUCGGUCAAGAAUCUUGGCUCCUACAAGGUGGCGUGGAUGCACUUUGAGCAAUCGGCCAUUCUCACCGUACACAACCAUGUGAUAACGCGUAAUCCGAGGAUUAGUGUUACCCAUGAUAAGCAUGACAAGCACCGCACCUGGUUCCUGCACAUCAACAAUGUCCAGGAGGAGGACAAGGGCCGCUACAUGUGCCAGAUCAAUACGGUGACGGCCAAGACCCAAUACGGCUUUGUCAAAGUUGUUGUGCCGCCGAACAUCGACGAUGCCCUGACCUCCAGCGACGUCAUCGUGCGAGAGGGCGAUAAUGUGACGCUCCGUUGCAAGGCGAAAGGCAGCCCCGAGCCGACCAUCAAAUGGAAGCGAGACGACGGCCACAAGAUUGUCAUAAAUAAAACGCUCGAAGUGAACGACCUGGAGACGGACUCGCUUGAACUGGAGCGCAUCUCGCGGCUGCAUAUGGGGGCCUAUCUGUGCAUUGCCUCGAACGGAGUGCCUCCCAGCGUCUCCAAGCGGAUCAAAGUCAGUGUGGACUUUUCACCCAUGGUCUGGAUACCCCACCAACUGGUGGGCAUUCCCAUCAGCUUCAAUGUCACUCUGGAGUGCUUUAUCGAGGCGAAUCCCACAUCACUGAACUACUGGACACGCGAAAACGAUCAAAUGAUCACGGAAUCCCCAAAGUACAAAACCGAAACGAUUCCGGGCCAUCCAUCGUACAAGGCGACCAUGCGGCUGACGAUCACCAAUGUCCAGGGCAGCGAUUACGGCAACUACAAGUGUGUCGCCAAAAAUCCUCGUGGCGACAUGGACGGCAACAUAAAGCUGUACAUGUCGAGUCCACCCACCACACAGCCCCCGCCCACAACCACAACACUGCGGCGCACGACAACCACAACGAUGGCAAACACUUUGGAUGGCUACAACACCCCACUGAACGGCAUCGGAGGAGGGCCCACGAAUUCGGUGAUUGUGAUUGACAAAUUGGGCAUCAAAUAUCAGUCGAAUCUGAAUGAGAUUGGCAAGUCCGAGCAGAAGCUGACGGGCAACAAUCCCAAGGGCUAUGACUGGUCCAAGGGCAAGGGCAGCGCCAGUCGGCUCCAUCGUUCCCUUCUGAUCUGCUGGCUCCUGGCACUCCUCUCCCUGCUGCUGGCCACGCACUCGCACGGUUAGAGCUCUAUUGCGAAGAAAAUAUAUCCCUAUAUUAUAUAUAAAGUGCCAUUAAAAAACAAAACAAGCCAACACAAAAUGCAAAGAGCAACAAAACAGACACAGGACACGCCACAGGACACACCACAGGACACACCAAGCCCGUAAAAGCAAAAAAAUUAUAAAACACCAACAAAAUAUGAACUUAAUUAAGCAAAUUGCCAAACGCAAAGCCCAUUCAAGUUUUUGGUUAGCAUUGUUUGCCUUUUCCACCCGCUCCGAAGCUCCAUAAAUAUUUGAUUCGAUUUUCGGUCCAGCCAACAAAAAA